Abrus precatorius (Indian licorice) is the source of this 1562-nucleotide messenger RNA. Its product is annotated as nucleosome assembly protein 1;4-like. Gene Ontology annotation, biological process: nucleosome assembly; somatic cell DNA recombination. The record is from RefSeq and is a predicted model, not a curated record. Gene Ontology annotation, molecular function: histone binding; chromatin binding. The coding region runs from base 85 to 1182 and encodes 365 amino acids. Lineage: Eukaryota; Viridiplantae; Streptophyta; Magnoliopsida; Fabales; Fabaceae. Gene Ontology annotation, cellular component: nucleus; chromatin. The transcript is spliced from 11 exons.
UGUACCAAUUUUUAUUCGUUCAUUCAUUUUCCCUCCUCGCCAGUUUCUUUUCAUUUUCUCCCUUCCCAAACAAAUUCCUCAAACAUGUCCGAUCUUGGCUCUGAUCUUCCCGCUGCCGCUGCUGCUCUUAGUGCUGAGGAUCGUGCUGGUCUCGUGAAUGCACUGAAGGAUAAGCUUCAGCUCUUGGCUGGGCAGCAUGUGGACAUACUGGAAACACUAUCACCCAAAGUCAGGCAACGCGUGGAAGUUCUCAGAGAUCUGCAGAGCCAACAUGAUGAACUGGAGGCUAAGUUUUUAGAGGAGCGAUCACAGUUGGAGGCUAAAUACCAGAAGCUCUAUGAACCACUUUACACCAAGAGGUAUGGUAUUGUCAAUGGCAUGGUUGAGGUUGAAGGAAUUGCAAAUGAAGCAGCACCAGAUGAAGCCAACAAAGAUGCAGAAGAGAAAGGAGUGCCUAACUUCUGGCUAACUGCAAUGAAGACUAAUGAAACACUGGCUGAAGAGAUCACUGAACGUGAUGAGGGGGCUCUCAAGUAUCUUAAAGAUAUCAAGUGUUGUAGAAUUGACGAUCCUAAGGGCUUCAAGCUGGAGUUUUAUUUUGAUUCUAAUCCUUACUUCAAAAAUUCUGUGCUAACAAAAACAUAUCACAUGAUUGACGAUGAUGAUCCUAUAUUAGAGAAAGCAAUAGGGACGGAGAUUGAGUGGCAUCCAGGAAAGUGCUUGACACAAAAGAUUCUUAAGAAGAAGCCAAGGAAAGGAUCAAAGAAUGCUAAACCCAUCACAAAAACAGAGAAGUGUGAAAGUUUCUUCAACUUUUUCAACCCUCCCCAAGUCCCUGAGGAUGAUGAUGAUAUUGAUGAUGAUGCUGUUGAAGAGCUUCAGAAUUUGAUGGAACAUGAUUAUGACAUUGGUUCAACAAUCCGGGACAAAAUUAUUCCUCAUGCUGUGUCAUGGUUCACAGGGGAGGCUGCACAGAGUGAUUUUGAGGAUAUAGAAGAUGAAGAUGAUUAUGACAACGAAGGUGAUGGGGACGAAGACGAAGAUGAUGACGACGAUGAUGAUGAGAAUGACGACGAGGAUGACGAGGAAAAGGAAGGGAAGAUCAAGAAUAAGAGGGGUAACAGGGCCCCACCUGGUAAAUAUCAGCCGACAGAGCGCCCUCCUGAAUGCAAGCAGCAGUAAUGCUUGGUUGUGUGCAACAGACCUGGAUAGAUUUAGUUUCAGAGGAGUAAUUACUGUAGGUCUCUGGGUAUUCAGUCAAAAUUUGCAACUGUCUGCGCCUUUUUGGGUGGUGGGUUGGGGGCUUAUAUUUUGGGUCUCUUCCUGGGUUUCUUUGGGUUGCCCUGUGAUAUGGAUUAUAUUUCUCUCUUUGGUUUUUGUUCUACGAAAAAAAAAUAAAAAUAAAGUGAUAAGUAUAUUUGUGUCGUCGUCCAUAUUAUUGUGUAUUGCGUGAAACUGUACAGAUCUGCUUGCAUUGUUGUGAUUGUUCUACCAAAAUAUUACAUUGUGAAAAAGUGUACUUGGAAAAGAAUGAUAGUGAUCAAGGGAAUCUUGGAGAUUGG